Ophidiomyces ophidiicola is the source of this 1137-nucleotide messenger RNA. It is a transcript of the gene TAZ1, whose product is annotated as Lyso-phosphatidylcholine acyltransferase. The transcript has 4 exons. Gene Ontology annotation, molecular function: 1-acylglycerophosphocholine O-acyltransferase activity. Gene Ontology annotation, cellular component: mitochondrial membrane. Gene Ontology annotation, biological process: cardiolipin acyl-chain remodeling; inner mitochondrial membrane organization. The record is from RefSeq and is a predicted model, not a curated record. NCBI's taxonomy places the organism in Eukaryota, Fungi, Ascomycota, Eurotiomycetes, Onygenales, Onygenaceae. Bases 1 to 1137 code for a protein of 378 amino acids.
AUGCAUCUCAACCAUGAGACACUUGAACAGCCGUCCUCGUUCUGGAGGUUCUGCUCGUCCAUGACCAUGUUCCAAGUCGCUGCACUAUGCCGUGGCUUUCUCUACGCCCUUAAUACUACGGAGAUACACGGACAGGAUGCAUUCUUACAGCUUCUGGAAGAACGGCGGGACCAUACCUCCAGAAAACGGGGUCUAAUAACUGUUUCGAACCACAUAAGCGUCAUGGAUGACCCUAUAAUGUGGGGGACCAUACCGCUUCAUAAUCACUGGGGAUACAAGUCGUUUAAUCGUAGGUGGGCGUUUGGAAGUCACGAUAUUUGCUUCAGCAACAGGGGGCUCUCGGCCUUUUUCACAUUAGGACAGGUGCUUCCAACGCAUAGACUCAAUCACUCCACGUACGGUGGGUUAUUUCAAUCAACGGUAACACAGGCUAUUCGGCUGCUUUCAAAGGGCCCGUUUCCGGUUACACCCCAUGCCGCAGCUGAGGGUAUGCAACAAUGGAGCUUACAAAAUAUCUGUGUGGACCCGUUUUCUGAAGUCGCCAUGGCAUACACGACUACCGGCUAUGAUUCGUACCUAGCACCGUCUGCGUACGCAUGCAAUUCUUAUUCGUGGGUUCAUAUCUUCCCAGAGGGCAAGGUCCACCAGUCUCCUACAAAAACCAUGAGAUAUUUCAAAUGGGGGGUGUCUCGAUUGAUUCUUGAAGCUUCCGAGUGCCCUGAUGUUGUCCCGAUGUGGAUCGAUGGUACGGACGAAGUCAUGCAUGAAAGUCGAACGUUCCCGCGAUUUCUUCCCCGCAUAAACAAAAAAAUUAGCAUCACGUUUGGUAAGAAAGCCGAUGUGGAGGAUCUCUUUGGCGAUCUAAGACGACGUUGGCAAAAGCUAAAGUCCGAGGUGGAGGAAGACGGCCAACCAACUUCCUUAGGGGUACUAAAUGAAGAACUCAUGUAUGGCCAGGAAGCAGUGGAGCUUCGGAAAGAAUGCACAAUGAGGGUCCGAGAACUUGUCUUACAGGUCCGUAGCUCCACAGGGCUACCAAAUGAAGACCCUAAAGCGAGUCUGGCAGAAACGUGGGCGCGAGAGGGAGGGAAAACUGAAAGAAAAAUGGACGACGACUCUUGGGUCCGGGAUGUUUGA